Argiope bruennichi is the source of this 2062-nucleotide messenger RNA. RefSeq lists its product as uncharacterized. Gene Ontology annotation, cellular component: nucleus. The record is from RefSeq and is a predicted model, not a curated record. NCBI's taxonomy places the organism in Eukaryota, Metazoa, Arthropoda, Arachnida, Araneae, Araneidae. The transcript is spliced from 8 exons. The annotation marks the transcript as partial.
CAACUAACAAAAAUGAAUGACAAAAGCAAAAAUCUUUUUGAAGACUUAGGAAAGCCAACUCUAAGAGGAGUACGUAAAUGUCCAAAAUGUGGGACUUACAAUGGCACCAGGGGACUUUCAUGCAAAAAUAAAGAUUGUAAAUUAGUUUUUAAGAUGGGAAAAGAAAAACGAAAACCUGAGCCUGAAGUAGAUGCUGUGAAAAUAGUUAGUGGUUCACCUUUGCAAAUAUACUCAGUGAAACUUGGAGAUAUCAAUGAAGACAGUCGAUGUUUCGUACAUCUCCCUUUAAUAGAAGGUAUUGAAGCCUUACAGGAUGAAGCAGAAGUAACUAUCAUUAAGAGAAGUGCUGCAACUUGUUAUGCUGUUAGUUGUAUGAAACCAGUAGAAGACACUGGAACAUUGCAUUUAAAUCUUAAUCCAUGUUCACACACUCAUUCAGUUGUAAAUUGUGUUACAGAAGCUGAACCUUUGAUUUUAAAAAAGAAUGCUUUAAAAAGUCUGCCUAUUUCUGAAAUUGUCAAACAACAGAUCUGUUCCUUAGUGUCAAAACCUGAAGAACAUCUAGUGCAAAGAAUAACUAAAAACACAAUGGUUACUAAAUGCAUCCCAGAUGACUUGCACCCCUUAGGAUAUUUGCAUUUUUCUAUAUUUGAACCUGGUAAAAAUGCACGCAAGUUUAAAAUUCUAUGUGGCUGCCAACCUCAGAUGACAAAGCCUUUUGCACCAAGAGAAAAACAGCUAUGUUUGCAUUUUUACAUGUGUGUUUGUGCUUUUGCCAGUAAUUCUAAACUAAUGGAAGAAUUUAAGCCAGUUGUUCAGUCUGUAUUUUUAAAAUCUGCAGCAAAUUUCCAAUUAACUGUAGAACUACCCACAUUUGACUGUGAAUUGGGUGAUCCCAAGGAAUUUUUUAUGGAAGAUGUUUUAUACCCUGCAACAAAAAGAAAAAAGAAUAAUCCCAUUGGUUCAGAGACAGAAUUUAUAUUUAAUGAAAGUGGUGCAAUUGUUAAACAGUUGAAAAAAGUUAGCAAUAUAGAAGUUAAAAAGAAAAGCCCAGUUUUGGAUUCCUCUCCUUCAGAAACUACAGCUGCUCUCUCAUUUGAACAAUGGCUUGCUAGCGUGACAGAACGUAUCAAUCAAACUAUGCAUUACCAGUUUAAUGGAUUUCCAGAUCCAUUAGUUUUUCAUGUACCACAAGUAUUUUUUGAUAUUCUUCAUAAAAGACUUUCUGUUGGUGCAAAAAAGAAACGACUUCCAAACUCAGUCGUGGGGUUUUGCACCAAAGAUUCUUUACCUUUAGGUGUGUUUUCUAAGUAUACUUGGGUAUUCACUAAUGUACUACAUGUAAAACGCAUCUUUGACACACCACAAGUUCCAUUGGAAGUUACCAGAAGUUUUAUUGAAAAUAGAGAUGGCACUUAUGUCCCAUACCAACCUUUAAAAGAUGAUGAAGAAGCUCAAAGUUAUAGAAAGACUAUGAACAAUUUUUUAAUUAAACCCUUAGAAUUGAAAACUUUUUUGAAAGUGGGUAACUUAACUCAAGAUCAGAAGGAGCCCACACCAUUUAUAGUUGAAUGGAUACCAGAUAUUCUUCCAAAAACUCAAAUUGGGGAAUUGAGAAUUAAAUUUCAAUAUGGUCAUGAAAGGAAUGGCAUUUUAGAACAUAGGAACACUACUCAAAAUGGUACUAGAACAGAAAGUCAAGAUAUGCAACCAAAAGAAGGAAAUAAUGCUGUUUAGAACUUUUUAAAUCUAAUGCAGGCAGGCAUAUACAUUAUUUAAUGAAUUACUUUGCUAUAAAUAAAUUUUAGUUAAAAGGUAAAUAUUAUGCCAAUCUUUAGAGACCCCUAAUAGACUUUUCAUUCAGACUACAGCAAUCAUUUAUAAUUAAAACAGGAAUGACAUAAACUGUUUUCAGUGGAGAAGUCAACAACAAGGAUUUUCCUCCUGAAAUUCAGUUGAGAUGGUAUUUGCAUGGAUAAAAUUUAUAAUCAAAUUUAAUGUAUUGUCUUCGUAUUAUUGAAAAUGUUUGAAAUUAAUUUUUGUACAGAUAUAUCAUUUUUUU